AUGGGGUCAACUGGUAGUGAUGUCGGCUCCUUUGUGCCUGCACUUAUCGUGGUCGACAUGCAGGAAGACUUCUGUCCACCUCUAUCGAGGAGCGAGCCAAGCUCGGGCAUGCUGAUGGUGCACUGCAAUGAUGCUGGCGGGCAUAAACAGAAUGGGUCUCUCGCAGUGCAAGACGGCCGGUCCAUUGCGCCCCUCAUCAACACCCUGCUUUCCCAGCCCGGAUUCGUGGCACGCAUCGCAACCCAAGACUUCCACCCCGCAGACCAUAUCUCCUUCGCCAGCAACCACCCCGCCCCGAACAAUCAGCCCUUUGUGUCUUCCUUUGAAAUGCACAAUCCGGCCCCUGGGCAGGAGACUGAAACCAAGCUGCAGCAGUUGUGGCCCGUUCACUGUGUCGCCAACAGUCCCGGAGCCGCGAUCAUUCCCGAGAUCGACACCGAUCGGAUCGACCGGUUCAUCCAGAAAGGCAAGCACCCACGGGUGGAAAUGUACUCUGCAUUUGCCGAUGCAUUUGGCAAUAUCGAUACCUCGGUCACGGCGCAGUCGGUCAAUGUGGAUAUUGCGUCGGUGCUCCGGGCCAAGGGCGUCACGGAUGUCUUUGUGGUCGGGCUUGCGGGCGACUACUGUGUCAAAUGCACGGCACUCGAUGCGGUGAAGGCCGGCUUCCGAAGCUGGCUUAUCGAGGAAGCCACGAAGUGUGUGGUGCCUUCGGCGUGGGAGCAGACGAAGGCCGAGCUACAAGCUAGCGGCGUGUCGGUCAUCGACGCAGAUGACGCGGCGAAGAAGCUUGCUUGUACUGCAUAG
Messenger RNA from Penicillium macrosclerotiorum, 804 nucleotides. Its product is annotated as nicotinamidase. The transcript has 2 exons. The record is from RefSeq and is a predicted model, not a curated record. The coding region runs from base 1 to 804 and encodes 267 amino acids. Lineage: Eukaryota; Fungi; Ascomycota; Eurotiomycetes; Eurotiales; Aspergillaceae.